Molecule: messenger RNA, 762 nt
Organism: Dibothriocephalus latus
Lineage: Eukaryota; Metazoa; Platyhelminthes; Cestoda; Diphyllobothriidea; Diphyllobothriidae
Source: the annotation of a GenBank genome assembly
AUGACAUUAGACCCGCUGAACCCUAUUUUGACAAUUACCUACAAUUUUAGUGGGCCUCCGCUAAAUAUCAACAGAACUCUUCUUUCUCUACAGCAGAUAGCCUGCCUUCCAUUGAGAUGGCAGUGUCCCAUCGAGGAACUUGAGCGUUUGAGUCAUAAUGAGGUUACCUGCAUCUUCGUUAUUCUGUUCAUAGAAAAACUGGCUCCCUAUGUGAAGACGAAUUUCGGCUUUUCAAUGACAUACCUGGCUGUCCAGAUCUUUUGGCCAAAUACCAUCAUCUAUUGGGUUAACCUUGCAACACAAGUUGGCAUCCUUAGUCCAAUUCUCUAUAGCACCAGCACUUCAGUUACGAUCAUGCUGUUCUCUCUGAUCCUCCUGGAGAUGCGUACGAAAGCUCCCGGUGCUAAAACGUUUCCUCAGGUUGCGAAGAGCCGGUUUGGAACAACUGCACACAUCAUCGUGGUCAUCACUUUCUUACUCAAAGCUGUAUUUAGCGUGAUGCAGGUUGUUAACGAUGGAUGUUGGAUUCUAGAGGCAGCAACGGAUGAUGUUGGUAGUGAGAAGAUAAAAGCUUGCAUUUUCUUGUCUGUUGUCACUUGCGUCGUCCUCGCCGAAUUUGGAAAAUAUCGAAAAUCAAAAGAACAUGCUGAUAGAACUCAAAUAUUAAUUAAGUCUGAGUAUCAUAGUCAAGACGCUUUAGUUCUUGAAGGUGAUCACCUUAUUAAAAUUCAUCACCGACUUAUAAAUUUCAGCUUUGAGUGA